AUGGCGUCCUUCCUCUUCCUCUUCCUCUUCGCCGCGCUGGCCGCCCUCGGAUCCGCCCAGCUCCUCACGAACGGCAACAGCCAGCUCCCGUCGUGCGCAUCGACCUGUCCGCUCCUCUCGCAAGCCGCGGCAGCAUGCGGCGGCACAACGAGCGCGACCCAGCAGAUCUGGUCGUGUUUCUGCCAGUCGGGCUAUCUUCAUAGCCUGUACACCUCGCCGGCGGGGAUCUGUGAUUCGGUGUGCACGAACCCGAGCGACAACCAGCAGGUCAUGACCUGGUACACCACCAACUGCGGCAGUGAUUUUGGGCAAUCGGAGCAUGCCAAUGCCGGCGGCGCGACGACCGUCAUCAUCACGUCCACGAGCACGAGCCCAGCCGCCAGCACGGUCGCCAGCAGCACGAACACAGCAGGAGCGGCCGCCGGCUCUUCCAGCAGUGAUAGCAGCAGCAGCAACUCAUCUGGACAGAAGGGGUCUUGGUGGAGCCUGCAUUAUAAAUGGGUCAUCAUGCUCAUUGCCCUGUUUGUCGGCCUGCUCCUCCUCGCGCUGAUCGCCGUGUUCAUCAAACGCCGCUACGACCGCAAGCAGGAUCAGAUCAAGGGAGGGUUCAACGCUGGCAUCACCCAUCGCAGUGCACCCAUGCCGCCAUCGGCGGGGGAGAUGAGCUACGCGAACGACUCACAGGUCAUGGCGGGUGCGUUGGGGCCGGGCGGGGAUGGAAGAGAGUCUCCAGCCAGGACAAGGGAUUCACAUAUGCCAUAUGGCUAUGGCUACACACGCAGUGACAGCAGACUGAGUGCACAUCAGCCGGGCGUUGGCGGAGGCAGGCGAAGUCCGUUGGCCCGAGGCGAGACGCCGGUGGGUGAUCUGGAGAAGGAGGUGGGCGUUGCACGGGCGGAUGCGAUCACGCCUGCGAAGCGACAGAAGCGGGUCCUGGUGCGGGAAAGGAGUAUGGAAGGUCCUGGGAGUCCCGAGGUCGAGAAGGGUAUGCGAUGA
Molecule: messenger RNA, 996 nt
Organism: Recurvomyces mirabilis
Lineage: Eukaryota; Fungi; Ascomycota; Dothideomycetes; Mycosphaerellales; Teratosphaeriaceae
Exons: 2
Coding region: 1-996 (331 amino acids)
Source: RefSeq, a predicted model, not a curated record